Cyclocybe aegerita is the source of this 1830-nucleotide messenger RNA. The record is from the annotation of a GenBank genome assembly. NCBI's taxonomy places the organism in Eukaryota, Fungi, Basidiomycota, Agaricomycetes, Agaricales, Hemipholiotaceae.
AAUGUCAACAGCGCUUUUCGAAUCCCUGCAGAGGGACUUUUGUCCUACUCUUGACUCGUCGCUAAUCGCCGCCCUGCUCGUCGAGAUCGAAUCGGACAACUACGGGAACGCGGUGACGCCCACGAAAGACCAGAUCGACUCCCUUCGCAGCACGCUCAACGAGCUUUCGUUACAAGCGGAUGAAGCCCAACAAUCCGAACUGUCAGAUGUUCAUUUCACCUCGCAGUUCGACGAGACCAUCUCCAGCUGGACCACGCCUGAUGCAGGGCCCAGUCGCUCCUCGGGAUCUUCAGAAUCGUCGUUACAGUCGUUCAAUACCCCGCUUGGAUAUCUGCAAGCCACGUUCCCUGAUAUACCCACAUCACAACUGAGGAAGGCCCUGCUCGAUGCCCAGAAGGAUGACAAGGAUAUGUGGCAUAUCGUCGAGGACCUGCUCUCCGAGGAACUCAUACGCGAGAAGGUGGAGAGAGGUUUAGAUGCGUUGGGCGACGAGGAAUCUUAUGAUUUCGACGAAAACGCGGUGGAGUGGGAGACUGUGGAGAAGAAGGUCCAUCUCAAGCCGUCGAAGAAGAACCAGCCGCGGCCCAGGAAGAUCACCGUAUCUGACGUUCGCCAACAGCACCACAUCCACAACCAACGUCACCAACGAAAUGGAUCGGUGUCUGCCACGGUAUCGUCAGGUCCAUCCGCCGACCCAUGGAUGCAAGUAACGUCACUCUCGAGCCAUCUCUCGAGCCUCCUCCCACCCCAACCACCAUCUACUUUCGCCUCUUUCUUUCAUUCGCCCAAACAUGCCACCUCCUAUGACGCCCUUCGUGCCUGCCUCUCAUCUCUUUGCAAAUCCACGGACGAAGACACGCACACCUCUGUUUUAUUCAAUCUCCUGGACAUCAUCCUCCCAGAGUACGACGACUGCGAUGCCGAGCUCCUCUCUCGUGUGACCUCCGAUGCUCAGCUCGCGGUAACAGUGACGGAUGGCGACGGUGACGCUGCCCUGGACGUCUUUUCUGUCCUACGCGACCUCGACUCGGACGCUGCCCUCGGGUUGACCCAUCUUCCUGUCCCUCAACACACCUCCACUCCCUUGAAGCAGAAAGGCACAUCAGCCUGGAAACGUCCCUUACAUCCGCCCGACAUACCCCCACCUCCAGCAAAGCAUAGACAAAAGCCACCACCACCAACCAGCACGCCUAACAAGCCCUGCCCAUACCAGUGGCAGGCCGUCCCACAACGGACGAAAGUCCCUCGUGGCCCGCACCCGCUCGCGCACCACUUACCGGCCUAUUCGAGGGACGUCAACGGGAUGAAGACCAACCGGCACUCUCGGUCGCGGUCGUACUCGCACUCGGGGUCGUUAUCGGGCGAUGGGGGGUUCAAGCAGCGAAUGAGUGUGGCCAUGGCGAAGCGUGAUCAGGCGUUGAAAGAUGCGACGCGGAUGUGGCAGAAGGGGAACGCGAAGAAUCGGGGUGGUGAAGUUGCGGUGUAUUAUGCUGAGAGGGCAAGAGAGCUGGAGCAAGUUGCAAGAGAGGAGAUGCUGAGCGUUGCACGCGAGCUCGUGCUUUCGAAGAGGAGGACCCACGGUAACCAAGACACAAUCGACCUACAUGGGACGACUGUCUCAGAGGCGAUCACCAUCGCCAAAGAGAUCCUGAACGACCGGGCGUCAACCAUCUCGCAGGCCAAACCGAUGAAGAUUAUCACCGGCCGCGGGGCGCACUCUGCCGGCCAAGUCAGCGUCUUAAAGCCUGCUGUGCGCAAGGCUCUCGAAGAGGACGGUUGGGUCGUCGGUACUUGGGAUGCUGGGCUGGUCGUUCGUUCGCGGCGGACGUG